AUGUCUCUUUGCCGCGUUUGUCUAUCCACCAUUGAUGUUGACUGUAGCAUCUACGAACCCGUUAACAACAGAUCCAGUCUGUAUUCGGUGCUCCGCCGACUUUUCCCGUAUGCGUUCACCGACGAUUGCGAUGGCCAGUGGCCAACAAAAAUCUGUAACGUAUGUAAACGGAGAAUACUUGAUGCCAACGAGCUGUACUAUCUGUGCCUGCACAGUCGAAAACGGUUGCGAGAACUGUUCAACGAGAAAAGCUAUCAAAUCGAUGACUACUUUGACCCAUCCGUGGAAAGUGGAUGGUUGCUGGAUGAUAUGAUUCCCCACACUUCCUCGCCCAGUAAGAGUGAGGAGCAAGCGACAGCGUUUGCGAAAUGGUUGGCAACGAAAAAGAACGAAGAUGAACUGGUAAACAGCUAUUUAGCUGCGCCCUCGCCAGAAACACCACCGGCCAGCGACAAGGAACAGCAUCCAUGUUCGCUCUGUGACGGCUUAUCGUUUUCUUCCCAAGCCGAUUUAACCACGCACCUCAACACACAGCACACAGACAAGGUGGAGCACACAGAGAAGGUGUUCCACGAUAAAGAAACGUACGAGAAACACGGCAACUGCAAUUCAUUGAAGCAAACACAACAAAAUGAACCAGCAAACAACCAACAACCCCGACCCGAAUUGGCGUACGAGUGCUCGGAGUGUGGCAAAAAGUUUUUGCGUAAAAGUAAUAUGCGGCAGCACCUAAAACGCCAUUCCGAUGUGAAAACAUUCUCGUGCAGCUUAUGUCCCAGUCGAUUCAUGUUUGCAGGAGACCUCAAAACGCAUCAAACGACACAUAACCCAUCCGAACGAUUUAAUUGCGAGUUGUGCAACGCCAGCUUCACGCAGCAUUCCUCGUUGCGACAACACGUGCGAAUUCACACGGGCGUGCGUGCUUUCAGCUGUGAUCAGUGCGAUAAAAGCUUCUACAGAUCCGAUAACCUAAAGCGUCACAUGCGAAUCCAUACUGGUGAGAAACGCUACAAAUGUCCUUACUGUGAUCGUAAGUUCGCGCAAAGCAACGAUAUGGCCAGACAUAUCGGUACGCACAUUGGUGUUAACAUUUAUCAGUGCGAUCGGUGUGAUGCUAGCUUCCCGUUCAUGUCGAAUCUGCGCCGUCAUUACACCGAGCACUAUCAGUCUGGAGAAGGUGCAACGGAACCGUCCUCCACGGAAACAGAACGAACGAUUCGAUUCACCACGACGGACAUCCUGAACCUAAGGUACGCAAAGGAAACAUCGGAGAACACCAAAAAACGGCAGACUUUUGCCGAUUCGAUGGACCAAACUGACAGCAAUGGAUGAAACUAUCGCUCUUCGUCGGAGGAUCAAUCUUGGACCACCGGUCUUCAAUCGGUUCAUCGACGUAUUGGUUUUCAAUACGUAGCCUGGACACGUUAAUGGCCAUGAUUAUGAUGUUCAAUGGUACGAUUCCGUUUUCGGAAUUUACGAUUACAAAAUUGCUAUUUGUGAAUAAUUGAAGAUUGCGUAGUUCCAGUGCUAAGAUUUUGUAAAUUUAAGCUCG
Messenger RNA from Anopheles cruzii, 1552 nucleotides. RefSeq names its product zinc finger protein 184-like. Gene Ontology annotation, molecular function: DNA-binding transcription factor activity, RNA polymerase II-specific; zinc ion binding; RNA polymerase II transcription regulatory region sequence-specific DNA binding. Gene Ontology annotation, cellular component: nucleus. NCBI's taxonomy places the organism in Eukaryota, Metazoa, Arthropoda, Insecta, Diptera, Culicidae. The record is from RefSeq and is a predicted model, not a curated record. Gene Ontology annotation, biological process: regulation of transcription by RNA polymerase II. The coding region runs from base 1 to 1332 and encodes 443 amino acids. The transcript has 4 exons.